This is a messenger RNA of Kwoniella shivajii, 3546 nucleotides long. RefSeq lists its product as uncharacterized. Gene Ontology annotation, molecular function: RNA polymerase II complex binding. NCBI's taxonomy places the organism in Eukaryota, Fungi, Basidiomycota, Tremellomycetes, Tremellales, Cryptococcaceae. Bases 1 to 3546 code for a protein of 1181 amino acids. Gene Ontology annotation, biological process: regulation of DNA-templated transcription; transcription elongation by RNA polymerase II. The transcript is spliced from 14 exons. Gene Ontology annotation, cellular component: Cdc73/Paf1 complex. The record is from RefSeq and is a predicted model, not a curated record.
AUGGCAGAUGCAGGAGUACAAGUCGAGAGAACGAUAGUAAUAUACGGUCAAGGAGGUAUUCAAACCGACCUUGACCUGAACUCUCUCGCCGAAGAUGAGAUCGCCGCUGUCAUUCCCGAUAUGCUGGCGGAUUAUUCAGCAGAAUGUAGGGAUUGGACAUUGAUAGCUAGUGAACAUUGGAAGCAAGAAAGAUGGUCUAGGACAGAGGAGUUAUUGAGAAGAGGUAUAACCUUUUUUGCUGGGGGAUCAGGACGACAUCCGGAUCCUGUAGCAUUGGUGAAUCUUCAUGCGAUGUUAGCUCAUCUGCACCUCCAUCUCGCAAGAUCUGCACCCAAAGUCAUACUGCCAAUGUCAAAAUACGACAAGAUAGCUGCCGGAACAAGGACCAAGGACUUUUACCAUAAAGAAGCUGCUGCCAAUCUCAAUGCUGCUACUGAAGCUUUACGUGCGUCUGGAGCUGGACUGGAGGACGAGCCUGUUAGUCUGGCAAUGGGACGAGUGAUACAUUACCUUGCUACCGGUCAACCUGGUCUCGCUCACCCAUUGGUUGAGAGGCUGUUGCAACGGCAACCGAAUAAUCUUAUCGCGCUCUCAGCUCAGGCUCGUCUGCAAUUUGCUCGUCGUGCACAUGAAGCUGCUCUUCUUACGUAUCAAAAACUCCUUUCCCUCGAUCCUGAAAUGUCUCCUGAUCCACGUAUAGGACUUGGAUUAUGUCUCUGGCAGCUCGGUGAUCGCACCAAAGCUCGUACGGCAUGGGAAAGAGCAUUGACACGUGAACCGGAUUCUUGGGUCUGUUUGUUGCUUCUUGGAUUAGCUUCAUUGAAUCUUGCUAGAGAACCAGCUUUGAAACGAGAAGAGAGGUUACGCUUUGAAACCGAAGGUGUGGAUUUCGUCAAAAGAGCUUUCAAACUUAACGUCAAAUCUCCUGCUUCAGCUCUUGCAUUAGCGACAAUAUCAGGACAAGGAGGACAGUUACCAGUGGCAUCAAAAUUGGCUGAAAGAGCCAUCCAGUAUUCUGAUAACAAGCGACAUUCAGUACUUGCAAGCUCGGAAAGAGGAAGAUUGGGAUUCAUUACUGGAGACGUCGCGGAUGCAGGAAGGUACAUCGCUGCUUCCAAAGCUGAAGAUCCAAAUACUGUGAAUAUAUUGGCGGAAUUGACUUUGGGUCAAAUAGCUAUAAAGUCAGGUAACUUGCGAGAAGCACUGAAUUUCAUCGAACAAACUGCCAAACGACUGAAUGGUAAAGGUCCACUCGAAUAUACUGUUUUACACGCAUGUCUACUUGCAUAUCCUCAUCCUGGUAUGUCACCCGAUGAAUUAUCGAAAAACCGAAUUACAGCAAGGAAUAUGUUGUCAGAGAUACAUAACCUUGUGGCGUCGGCGGAGAGUGAUGAAGAUUGGGCAAAACUGCGAGGCAUUGGAUCAGAUGCAGAUAUAUUUGUGGAUUUAGCGAAAUUAUGGCAAGAUGAAAGUUUAGAAAAAUCAAUUAGCGCUUAUCAAACCGCUUUAUCAAUAAAGUCAGAUUCUGAAUUGGAAGAAUCACAGGACCUUUCUCCACCUGAUUUGAGAACAAUCCGAAUGUCCGAUAACUUAGGUGUCUUAUUUCAACUUCAAGGUAAUGUCGAGACUGCAGAGAGAACGUACCAAGAAGCUCUUCAAAAGAUUUCUUCUAUGGAUGGGAAAGAAACGGAAAUUUUGAAAACGGUCUUAGCGUACAAUCUUGGAAGAGCAUAUGAAGAAAGUGGUGAUAAUGUAAAAGCUGCUCAAUGGUUCAGAGACGUGUUAAGACAACAUCCCGAACACAUGGAGUCCAAAGUGCGACUUGCACUCAUUGCUGCUUCAGCUGGACGAAACUACGAUGCUCACACCUUACUCAAAGAGUCACUGAAAGCGGACGAGACCAAUCUUGCUUUAAGAUCAGUGUAUACAAACUUCCUCAUUUCCAUUGGUUCGUACAAAGAGGCGUUAUCAUUCACGUCUCAAACAUUGAAAUACGAUAAAGCCGAUACGUACACCUUUUCCGCUCUAGGAUGGCUUCAUUUUACCCUUGGAAGAGAAGCGAAAUCACCACAAGAGAUUUCCGAUCGACCCAAGCAAUAUCUACGAUCUGCUGAAGCCUACGAGAGAGCUCUUCACAUUGAUCCCAAUUGUGCUCAUGCCGCUCAAGGUUUGGCUAUUUCUCUAGUCGAAGAUAGUCUGACUCCACCAAAAAAUGACAUCACUGGCAUAGAAGAGGGAAAAUACAGAGCUAGAUUAGCAGGUCAAGCUUUAUCCAUUUUCAGUAGGAUAAAAGAUAGUUUAGCGGAUGGUCCAGUAAAUGUCAAUAUGGGUCAUUGUUAUUUUGUCCGUGGAGAAGAAGAAAAGGCUAUUGAGUCGUACGGAACAGCAUCAAAUUCCUUCAAAGGACGAAAUGUCUCUGUUUUGCUCUAUCUCGCAAGAGCGUGGUAUGCGUUAGCAAAUAGAGAGAGCAACUUCAGCGCCAUGAACAAAGCUUUAGGGUAUUGUCAACAGGCAAUGCACGUUCAACCUUCAGAUCGAGCAAUCUUAUACAAUAUAGCAAUGAUACAACAAAAAGCUGCUGAAAUGCUGUUCUCUUUGGACGUGUCAAAGAGGACUUUGGAGGAACUGGAAGUUGGACUACAACAAGCUCAACAAGCUGCCAACACUUUCCGAGCAUUGGCAGAGGAUAGAUCAGGACCGUUACCUUAUGACGCAGAUCUCGCAGAUCAAAGAGCCAGAUAUGGUGAUGGUCUAUUAAGGAGAGCACCUGGAGAAAUGGAGAAACAGAAAUCGUACGAGAGUGAAUUCCAAGCCAGAGUGGAAGAAGCUAGAAAGAUGCGUGCGGCUGAACAAGAUAGAAUCCAAGCUGCUGAAGCUGCUAGACGAGCAGAGAUCGAAGCCAAAGCUGCUGCGUUAGCUGAAGAAAGACGUAAAGCGCGAGAAGAAGCUUUAGCAUGGCAGGAAGAAUUGAACGCUAGAGUAGCAGAGGAAGAGUCACGUAAAGUCACCAAUGCUGAAAAACGUAAGAAGAGAAAAGAACAAGGUACCAUCGAUAGUGGUGAUGAUGGUGAGGUUGACGGACAACCGAGAGAAAAGAAGUCACGUAGAAAAGCAUCCAAAAAGGAUGGUAAGAAAAGUAGAAAAGGUGGAAGUAAGAGUGAAGUCUCAUCAGAUGAAGAUCCUUUGCAAGAUCAAGAUGAUGAUCAAGAUCAAGAAGAGGAUGAAGGUGUCAGAACAGCUAAAAAAGCUAAGAAUACUUUGGCCAUGUUGAAAGCGAAGAGAAAAUCAAGAAGAAAUGUUGAAGAUCCAGAUGAGGAUGACGAAGGUGAUGAAGAUAUCAAUUUGGGUGCAGCUAAAAGAGGUAAACAAUUUAAAUCGAAAGCAUACAUUGAAGAUUCAGAUGACGACGAGGAUGAGCCUGCAACGCAAGAAAACGGAGAUGGAUCUCCUGCUCCUGCUGCCCCAGAGUCGGACGCGGAUCCGGCAUCGGAAAAUGGUAACGAAGCUACUGGUAAAAUGGACGUAGACGAAGAUGAGGAAGAUUGA